Messenger RNA from Batrachochytrium dendrobatidis JAM81, 1266 nucleotides. RefSeq lists its product as uncharacterized. NCBI's taxonomy places the organism in Eukaryota, Fungi, Chytridiomycota, Chytridiomycetes, Rhizophydiales. The record is from RefSeq and is a predicted model, not a curated record. Bases 1 to 1266 code for a protein of 421 amino acids. The transcript is spliced from 6 exons.
AUGAACAGAAAGAUCAGCAAGCAGCACAUAUCAUCACCCACUCCAUUGAUGAGUCCAAUGGCUUAUCAUAAUCAUCAGUCAGGAAAACGCUCGACAGAUUCUGGAAUUGAUGUCAUGCACGCAGCUGCAAGUGCUUCAGGUCCCAGCAAUAACGCUGCUGGUGGUGCACUGAGUGGUAUGGCUGCAAGGACUGCAGAGCGAUUGUCCUUUGGACGAUCUGGUCGUACAUCUUCAUACGGCACUCCUCCUGUAGUGCAUAUGCCGCAUCCCAUUGCCAACUCCACUCCUGCCAUCCAGUCUCGUCAUCGUCAGCAACGCCAGUCAAACCUUUUACAGUCUUCUGGUCGCUCAUCACCACAGCCAGCGAAUCCCGCUGCUUUACAGCCCAUGGCACAUGCUGCCAUCACUCCCUUCUCUGCCGGUAGAUUCGAUAUCUCGGCUUCCAUUGCUGGCGGUCCUCUGGAUCCUCGUCGUCAGAAACUGUCGGAUGCUCCUCCCACACUCAAUCUACGCCAGUAUCAGUCCUUUACUCAGGCGGUGGCUGUUUAUCGUAGACAAAUACAAGCCAUGGCUGCUGCUACCGAUACGUUUGUUCGUGCUCUUGAAGAAUUGUCGGAUUGUGUUCCUGCUGCCCAACUCUCUAAUGCUUCUGUCGUGGCUGACUUGGACUUUUUUAUUGAUAGCACUCAGUUACUCGUCAACACACAUCAAAUAUGGGCAUCCACAAUCGAAAAGGAAAUUGAAGAACCUUUGUUUGGAAACAUUGAGACUAUCAUUGCAAAAGUCAAGACUCAGCAGGUGGAUAACAAAUCUCGCAUCCAAGGACUCAUUAAUGAACUACAUAGCGAAGAAGAUAAAUCUUACAAGAUGAAGAAAAAAAAGCAACGAGACCUUGCAAUGCUACAGGAUUCUUUAAAUGUCAGAGUCAGUCUUGCUGAUGAAAUUAAACGCCUUUCCAUUGAAAACGAGACGUUAUACGAUACUCUCUCCCACGAAGACAUGGAAAAUAUCUUGAAUUUAAUAUCCAGAGGCGUGGUUGCCGAGUUGGAAACAUACGACACAAUCAUGGAGGGAUUUCACAAGAUUGGAAGCGCAGCUGGCACUAAAUCAAUGACUGCUCGUGACUCCUCUCCAUCGCGUAUCCAAACCAUCAACAGCUCUAAAAUCACCAAUGCUCCAGACACAGAAGUUCCUGCUCCGUCAAGUCCAUUAGAUGCUCAGCUAGAUGUUGAUUUUAUGAAAAAAGUAUUCCAAGGACUUGGCUAA